Messenger RNA from Lemur catta (Ring-tailed lemur), 8102 nucleotides. RefSeq names its product CUGBP Elav-like family member 1 (gene CELF1). The record is from RefSeq and is a predicted model, not a curated record. The transcript has 17 exons. The coding region runs from base 334 to 1878 and encodes 514 amino acids. Gene Ontology annotation, cellular component: ribonucleoprotein complex; cytoplasm; nucleus. Gene Ontology annotation, biological process: regulation of alternative mRNA splicing, via spliceosome; mRNA splice site recognition. Gene Ontology annotation, molecular function: mRNA 3'-UTR binding. NCBI's taxonomy places the organism in Eukaryota, Metazoa, Chordata, Mammalia, Primates, Lemuridae.
GGGGUGUUCUGCUCUGGCGGCAGAGGCGGCGGCGGCGGGACGCGGAGGCUCCCCCGGGACUCGGCCUCAGCAGCGAGGCGGCGGCGGCGGCUGCGGAGGCGCAGGCAGCAGCUGAGGCAGCGGUGGGCUCAGGUGCAGCCGCUGAGUGAAGACAUAGUCCAGAGAGGGAGGUGUAAAAGCUACAGGCUGAACAUAACUUCUUUUUUUCAAAGUUCCCUGUGAUCUGAGCUUGGGUGAAGUGAAAUCUUUGAGGAAGCCAAAGCUGUGUGUAUUUGUGGAUCAGACAAGUGCAGCAAGUUAAUAUCAUUGGCUUCUGAAGGGGAGAGUGAGGUGAUGGCUGCGUUUAAGUUGGAUUUCCUUCCAGAAAUGAUGGUGGAUCAUUGCUCUUUGAAUUCCAGUCCCGUCUCAAAGAAAAUGAACGGCACCCUGGACCACCCAGACCAACCAGAUCUGGAUGCCAUCAAGAUGUUUGUGGGCCAGGUUCCGAGGACCUGGUCCGAAAAGGACUUGCGGGAACUCUUCGAACAGUAUGGUGCUGUCUACGAAAUCAAUGUCCUAAGGGAUAGGAGCCAGAACCCUCCUCAGAGCAAAGGGUGCUGUUUUGUUACAUUUUACACCCGUAAAGCUGCAUUAGAAGCGCAGAAUGCUCUUCACAACAUGAAGGUCCUCCCAGGGAUGCAUCAUCCUAUACAAAUGAAACCUGCUGACAGUGAGAAGAACAAUGCAGUGGAAGACAGGAAGCUGUUUAUUGGUAUGAUUUCCAAGAAGUGCACUGAAAAUGACAUCCGAGUCAUGUUCUCUUCAUUUGGACAGAUUGAAGAGUGCCGGAUAUUGCGGGGACCUGAUGGCCUGAGCCGAGGUUGCGCAUUUGUGACUUUUACAACAAGAGCCAUGGCACAGACGGCUAUCAAGGCAAUGCACCAAGCACAGACCAUGGAGGGUUGCUCAUCACCCAUGGUUGUAAAAUUUGCUGAUACACAGAAGGACAAAGAACAGAAGAGAAUGGCCCAGCAGCUCCAGCAACAGAUGCAGCAAAUCAGCGCAGCAUCUGUGUGGGGAAACCUUGCUGGUCUAAAUACUCUUGGACCCCAGUAUCUAGCACUUUAUUUGCAGCUCCUUCAGCAGACUGCCUCCUCUGGGAACCUCAACACCUUGAGCAGCCUCCACCCGAUGGGAGGGUUAAAUGCAAUGCAGUUACAGAAUUUGGCUGCACUAGCUGCUGCAGCUAGUGCAGCUCAGAACACACCAAGUGGUACCAAUGCUCUUACUACAUCCAGCAGUCCCCUCAGCGUGCUCACCAGUUCAGCAGGGUCCUCACCUAGCUCCAGCAGCAGUAACUCUGUGAACCCCAUAGCCUCACUUGGAGCCCUACAGACAUUAGCUGGAGCAACGGCUGGCCUCAACGUUGGCUCUUUGGCAGGGAUGGCUGCUUUAAACGGUGGCCUGGGUAGCAGUGGCCUUUCCAAUGGCACCGGGAGCACCAUGGAGGCCCUCACUCAGGCCUACUCGGGCAUCCAGCAAUAUGCUGCUGCAGCGCUCCCCACUCUCUACAACCAGAAUCUGUUGACACAGCAGAGUAUUGGUGCUGCUGGAAGCCAGAAGGAAGGUCCAGAGGGAGCCAAUCUGUUCAUCUACCACCUGCCCCAGGAGUUUGGAGAUCAGGACCUGCUGCAAAUGUUUAUGCCCUUUGGGAAUGUCGUGUCUGCCAAGGUUUUCAUAGACAAGCAGACAAACCUGAGCAAGUGUUUUGGUUUUGUAAGUUACGACAAUCCUGUUUCGGCUCAAGCUGCCAUCCAGUCCAUGAACGGCUUUCAGAUUGGCAUGAAGCGGCUUAAAGUGCAGCUCAAACGUUCGAAGAAUGACAGCAAGCCCUACUGAGUGUGCUCCCCUCUGAGACUGGAGUGAGAGGGUCUUCUGGCACAGCUUGCCCUGAAGACUCGGCUACUGCCUUCUGUGGGAGUUUCGCUUCGUACAGAGGACAAGUUUGUGCUUUGGUUUCCAGUGUUUUACUUUGGAGUUUAGGUGCCAUAUCCUGAGUUUUUUUUUUUUUUUUUUUCCCUUUAUUUAAAGUUUGCUGUGUUUGUAACCAGUGUGUGUUGAGAAGGACCAACACCAAACCACCCUGGGGAAGGGGGAAACAUUUAAAAAAGAAGAUGAUCAGAAUUUGCCCCAAACCACCCCAAGAGAGAGAACUGAGUGGAACAAAAAAAAAAAACCGACCCCCAGAAUCUCCCUGAGUACAAGGGUGGGUGAAAUGGGAACUGACAUCCAAGAGCUGUGGGAGGCAGAGUGGGUGGAGAUGGCUUCGGAGGAGAAUGGGAAUGACUAGACACCUAAUGCCCUGGCAGCUGGAGGCUCAAACCCCUCCAUAGUUGCCUUCUGGGGAAAUAGAGCUUUGCCACCUAUUUUUCAGAUUGUUGUCCUGGAUUUCUGCCCCUCUUUCCUAAAAGGGGUUAACAAUUCUCUGGAAAUCACCAGUUAAAUUAGCUUGACAUAUGCAAAAAGCAGGGAGAUGUCUCCCAUUACCAGCUUUCCCAGGCAGCCAUUGGUAUUGGAUUGGGCCUGCUUGGUUGGAGGCUGUUUGGGAGGAGCAGCCAAAGAGGUCAUUUGUAGUUUAUUUUGACACCAAAUUAGACCAUGGCCCAUUUCCAAUAGGUCUCUUCAAAGAAGGCCUCUAUGGGAAAACAUUGCCCGAUGUCCUUCUUGCAGUUCACCACAGCAAGGAACAUCGCCUCCAUUCCAAGCAACAAUUUUCUCAUGAGGGCGGAUCCAAGAAGGGCUUGCAGUUCUAGCUAGAGAGGGUACCUCUUCUGGGCAGAGGGAUCAAAAGCCAUCUAGGGGUGGGGAGAAGGAGCCUGCUUCUUGGUGAACCUGAAUCAGAAGGUCCCUUCAAGCCAGCAUGCUGCAUUUGCCAGUGGCCAGAAUUUAGUACUUACGAGGAUUCAGAAAUCUACGCUUGCCUGUUUGAUUGAGGUGUCCCAGCUGUAGAAUUCCCACACAGGCCUGGCAGGCCCCUCCUCUGACCGCUCCAGCCCCAUCUUCUGUUCUUGGGGACAGAGGAGACAACAGGACGUUUACAGCCUCCGUAUGGAUUUAGUGUUCAUUUACCUCAGUAUUACUGUGUUCAUUUUUGUCCUCGUGCUACAAGUUAGCUCCCUGCUGCCUCCCACAGGUCUCACUCCAGCUCUUGCCUGUGACCCACAUAGCCUCUGGGCUCCGCCUCUGCUCCAAGUAGUGCUGUGGGGGUGGAGAGCCAGGAAGGACAUGCUGUUGGGAAUAUACACCUGGGCAGAGGUAGCCCUGUUGGGAUAUGACUAUAGCCAUGGCCAGGGACUGGGUCCCUGGGUCCCUGGAAUCUUAAACCUCACAAAUAGUCCUGACCCCUAGCAGCAAAAAUAGAAUAAAGGGGUUGGUUUGCUAUUAAGUCAGAUGGGGGCUCUCUCCUUGUCAUGCUGUCCCUAUGGGUAACAGACAAGGAUUGACCGUCUUGCUGUUGUACAGGUAGUUGGCGGUGUUGGAUUAUACCAUUGAAGCUGGGACAACUGUUCCAUUCUCAUAGUGAUAACUUGGGUCUGUUGUCCUCUAAGAAACAUGAAACAUACACUUCUUAAGCUGAACCACAUAAACUUGAAUUCUGCACACUGGGAGAAAUGUGUCCUGUGUUUCAAAGGAUGAAACUGUUCUAAAGGCUUCCAGGGUCAUGAUGGGAUUUUUUAAAUAAAUGCAAAAAAAUAAAAAGAAAAAAGAAAAAAGAAAACAAAAAAAAAAGAAAAAAAUGCUAGGUUGGGGAGGCGCUGUUCUGAAUCCCAACCGGCUGGAACCAAGAAUGUCGUUUCUAUUUUUAUAGAAGUUUUAUACAGCUCCGGGGUGGAGAAUAUUUAUUACCUAAAUUAUAUCUCUGGAAAAGGCCAGGAUUUUGUAGAAUCCAGAAUGUGAUUGUUGUACACACAGGGUGCUGUGUAUGAUUGAAACUACUGACUUUCUGUGGCCCAUUUGCAGCCCAGCUAACCUGCCCGAGGGGAAGGCGUUAAUGCUGUGAAUUGGCAGAGGAGAGAGCUGUGCUCCACAGGGUGCUGCCGGUGCUGUGCUCCCUGACCUUCUGUUCUGUCUUCCUCCUUGGCCAGAACUCCAGUCCCUUCCCACUUCCCCCUUUCUCUUCCCUUCCACUAUUUCAUCAUGGUUUGUCCAUGGAUUGUCCUGGGCUCUGGGACCUUAUGAAACCCCCUUUCCUAAUGACAUAAGAGACAAGGUGCACCCACCUUUGAUACCAGACCCUGAGGCUCCAUACCUGCUUAUGGGUUCUCUUUUCUGAAAGGAGUGUUUGCCACAGCAGGGUCCUGGGCUGCUCACGCGGACAGCUGGCAGGACUGUGCACUUCUCUGUUCUCUCCUCCCCCUGCCCGGUGAGUUAGCACAGCAGCAGCACUGCCCUUGAGCACAGUUCUCUCCCCAUGCCAAAGAUGGUUUUGUGAAGAAGCUGCUCCCCUAUAAGUCUCACGUGUGAAAGGGCUCAGCUUGGAGAGUGGAGACUCGCAGUCAAGUCUUAAGCAAUCCUUAUCUGUUGUGUGGAGGUUUCACUUACAAUGUGUGUUCUGCUGUAGUUUUGUUUCUUACUUGGGUUACAUCAUGAAACUGAUUUGCCUUGAAUGCAGCCAGACCACUGUCUCUGGGUUCCACAGGAGUGGCCAGGGCCUGCAUGGAAGCUAAGAGCUUGGAUUUCUGGGAACUAAGGCCAUCCCCAUAGGACUGAGCAGAAAUCCUGGCCCUCUCCCCUAAAGAAUUUUUCCCACUCCAGGCAGCAUCUUCUGCUUUCCCCCUGGUCUUGACCAGGGAGUGGGCGGGCAGAGAGGCCGAGGCUCUGCUCCCCUAGAGACCUUCUCUUACGAGUUGGGCAGUUCAGGGGAAAUCCAAGCCUUAGGUUCCCUUCGUCUCUGGCAGUUGGAUGUGUUCUUGGUGUCCUCCAUGUCCUUUUUGACUUUUCCCUGUGUCCAUUGUUAGCAUGUGCAAAAGUUCCCUGUCAUUACCCAGCCCCUGCCCCGCCCUGCCUCCUCAUUUCAGGGCUGUACACACAGUGAGUGUUCCUGUUCUCUCUCUCUUUGUUUGGAUGUAUUGCUCUGUGUAACUCAGUGGGUCUCCCUCUUUCUGGUUUGUUUUUUUUUCUAGAUUCCUGCCGUUUGUUCAUCGUUGUGCCUAAAGCAUGUCGAUGUGGCGUCAAGUACAUCGUCCAAAUCCCUGUCUCUUCAGCUUCUCUGAUGCUUGAACUCUCACCUUUGACCUUGUGUUGACCUUUGAUGCUGACGUGUAUUUUUAUUAUGUUUGUUUCUUUCUUUGUUUUUUCUUUUUUUCUUUCUUUUUUUCCCUUUUGUGCUGCCAAAUUGGUUUUGCUAGAACGACUGCUGAAGGGGAAAUAUUUAAACUUGCAUUUGAAUAUAAAAAAAAUCUAUUUUUCUAGAACUUCAUAAGAUAACCACUUGAUUUUGUGAUUCCAAUUCUUUGUAAUUGUCUUCAGAGCAGCCCUACUAGCACAUACCGCGUGGUGUUUGUAUUUCUGUGAACACACAGCCAGUCCGUUUCUAGGCUUUGUUUCUCUGUGUGCUUAGUUUUAAAGACAACUUUGAAGUAAACAAUGAAAUAAAAGAUGUCACUAAAACCUUUGAGGCUCCUGAGCACAUUUUGCUGACAUAGUUUGUGGGGCUUGAGGAGACCGCAUGUGUUGUUCUUAUUUUUGUUUUUCUGAGUUCUCAACUGCAGAAAGCACCUGAACCCCCUUUCCUUUUUGACCGCAGGCUGCAGUUUGGGCCCCAGCCAGCCCUUUUUCUUUUUCUUUUGUGGUUCUUCCCUGGAGCGACUCUGUGGGGAGCCUUGGACCCCUCUUGCCCCUUCCCCUCAGCCCCAUGCUUGUUCCUACAGUCUCCACAGCAAAAUGUGAUGCUUUGAUUUUUUUGUUUUUGUAUUGUUUUUGUGUUUUGUUUUGAAUUUUUUCCUUUCCUACUAAGAUUACGCCCAGAAAAAAAAAGUUUUGCAUGUUUCCUGCUGUUUCUUCACACCUUCGUAUAUAUCACCUUCACCUCUCUGUUUUCUAUAGUUUGUGCAAAAACUGACCGAUUUAAAGGGGUUUCAAAGAAGCUGUUUUAAAUUGUUGUGGGGUUGAUUAUUUUUUUCAAGAUUGUAUUGUUUUAUUUUGAAGUGGCAACUUUCUCCUCUAUUGCCCUAGAGCGUUUGCCUGUGCACUUAGACUGUCACCUCGUGUGGCCUCCAGGUCUCAGCGGGCGUCCAGGAGGCUGGCUGUUCUGCCCAGAGAGGGUGUGGAGGGGCCUGGAGAGGCACGAGAAGCAGAGACAGAACCCAGAAGGUGGCCACGGGUGGGCAAGGGGCUUACUUAGCGCAUUAGGGGCAGUGAGCACCCAGGGAAGGAGGGUGCUCGGAACCACCUGUAGGAGGCCGUCUGCGCACUAGCGGCAGCACCUGCCGGCGCUUUUCCUAGGUGACAAGCACAAUACUUACUACAGUCUUCACACUGUUUACAGCCCUGGGCACCAGCCACCCGCACUGGCUCUUUACCACAGCUCUGCUCUUGCUUAGCUAGUGGGGUGGGGGGAAGGGCAGGGAUUUGUUUUUUAAAUUGGGCGAGGAGCCAAACAGCUACUGUCCCUGGGUGCCAGGCAAGCCAGUUCUUUGGUUCCCUAAGGGGAACUAACCCUCUUCUCUUGUGGCACCAUCCAGCCUCAGGGUCUUGGAGACUUGAGUAAGAAUGUGAAUGGGGGGGAGGCAAGGAGGUGAGAGGUCACAGGAUGGAUCUGUGGAGGGAAGAGUUUGCAGGGGGAGGCAUGGUAAAACCCACCCAGCCCAGAGCUGCUGGCGGGUGGGGGAGCUGGAGAGUAGGACUGUCCAGCGAAGGGUGGAAAGGUGUAGCCGAGGGCCGGGUGGGGAAGGUAGAAGCACUGUGGAGCAGCAUCCAUGCUAGGGUCCGUGAGGGAAGGGAGCCCGGCAGAGUUUCUGCUCUGGGGCCCAGCAGGUUGCCCAGUAUUAUGCCUGAGGCUGCUGUUAUUAGGAGGAAGGGGCGGCCAAGUGCAGGCCCAGUGUAUGGUAGGCUGCUGCAUUUCCUGGAAGGGGUGAUUGGAUGGAAAGAGGCCAGAAGCCCCAGCCUGAGAGACUGCUGUGCGCCCCACAGUCUGACUGCACAGAGCCGCCUCUGUUGGCAGGAGGCGCUGAGGCUCCCCUUCCUGUGUACUGAGAAGCCGUGUUUGCCAAUAUAUUUUGCUUUCAAUUCCAAGAGGAGCUCUGGGAAAACCUGUGGAUAAAACCAAAUGCCAAACGUUGGACGUUGUUUCCUUUUCCUUUUCUCUCUCUGAUUGUUUUAAUUGUUCUGUGGUGGUUUUAAUGGAUUUGAGACCCUGGAGCGGCAGCUGCCUUUCUAAUUUCCAGCUGCUUUUUGUGAAUAAUUUAAAAAGAAAAAAAAAAAAAAGAAACUUUACAUUUUGGAGACAAACCUGUGUGAGUUUUUUAUUGGUACAAACGUUGUAUUUAACACUAGGGGUUUUGUACAGUUUUUUGCCUUUUCUACUAGAAAACAAUGUAAAGUGAUUUCACAAUGUGAAGAGAAAAAAAAUUGCCACUAUGACCAAACGCACAGUCUGUUCUGCAGCAACAACGGGAUUCAAUCAACUCAAAGUCGUGAUUCAGCCGUAGAAAUGCUUUUCCUUUACCUUGUUUGAGCUUUUCCUUUCUUUCCUGUUUUGAUUUGCAAAAGAAAAUGUCUUUUUUGUGUGAACUUGUGUUGUACUCUGUAGAAAAUUAUGGAUUUUACUUUAAUGGUUUAAAAUAAAAAGGCAAGAAGAGCCCUUGUCGCUUUUCUUACCUAAUCACAGAGUUUGUGUAGUGGAUUAAAAAAGAAAAAAAAAUUGUUACAAGUUUGGAGCAAGGGAGUAUGUGUUUAAAAGGAAUCUCCUUCCUUCCUUUUUUUGUGUGUUUUUCCUUUUGUCCCAAUGGGGAACCUAAAUCUGUUUUAAUUGCACAGACACACGGACAAAAAGUCAUUUUGUAUCUGCCAAGUGUGGUACCUUCCUUUGUUUAUUUGCUAUUAAACUGUUUGAGAAGAACUGA